UGAUUAAUCACUAUGCUUUAAUUAUGUUCAAUUUGUAACAAUGAAAAUACAUCCUGCAUGUCAGAUAUUUACAUUACGAUUCAUAACAGUAGCAAAAUUACAGUUAUGAAGUAGCAACGAAAAUAAUUUUAUAGUUGGGGGUCACCACAACAUGAGGAACUGUAUUAAAGGGUCGCGACAUUAGGAAGGUUGAGAACCACUGAUCUAGUCCAACCUGAAUCUUACAAAUUGGAAAACAGGUCCAGAAAGGGCCAGGGGUUUCUCCAAGGUCACGCGGUAUCUAAGGGCAGAGCCCAGCCCCUGUCCAUGGCCUGAAGCUGCCUGAGCUCCUCUGAGGCCCUGUUAAGAGAAGGGAUCUGAUGGAGGAGGGAUUACACAGGAUGGGGAGAGGGCCAAGGAUCAGACUGGAGAGCCCUCUUUCCUGGAGGCUCAGCUUGGCCUCUCACCCAGGGAACUGGGCUCUGGACCUCUCCUGUAGUGACACUGACUUUGAUUAGUCAUUAAAAGGAAGAAGGGGAAAAAAUAGCCUUGAGGCAGACAACAGCAACUCCUACUCAGUAGGAAUGAAUCAACCCUGCCGGCUGGCCUGCCGCCAUCCCUGGGGCGCCUCUUGGAGGAAUCAAAGGCUUGUUUCCUGGAAUCCUGGAGCCUCUGCCAGGCCAAGGACAGCGAUGACGACGAUGAUGUCACUGUCACCGUGGACCGAGACCGCUUCAUGGAUGAGUUCUUCGAACAGGUAGAGGAGAUCCGAGGCUUCAUCGACAAGCUCUCCGAGAAUGUGGAGGAGGUGAAGCGGAAGCACAGUGCCAUCCUGGCCUCCCCCAACCCUGAUGAGAAGACGAAGGAGGAGCUGGAGGAACUCAUGUCCGACAUAAAGAAGACGGCAAACAAAGUGCGCUCCAAGUUGAAGAGCAUCGAGCAGAGCAUUGAGCAGGAGGAAGGCCUGAACCGCUCAUCCGCUGACCUGAGGAUCCGGAAGACGCAGCACUCCACGUUGUCCCGGAAGUUUGUGGAGGUCAUGUCAGAGUACAACGCGACACAGUGUGACUACAGGGAGCGCUGCAAAGGCCGGAUACAGAGGCAGCUGGAGAUCACUGGCCGGACCACAACCAGUGAGGAACUAGAGGACAUGCUGGAGAGUGGGAAUCCGGCCAUCUUUGCCUCUGGGAUCAUCAUGGACUCCAGCAUCUCGAAGCAGGCCCUGAGUGAGAUUGAGACACGGCACAGUGAGAUCAUUAAAUUGGAGAACAGUAUCCGUGAGCUGCACGACAUGUUCAUGGACAUGGCCAUGCUUGUGGAGAGCCAGGGGGAGAUGAUUGACAGGAUUGAGUACAACGUGGAGCAGUCGGUGGACUACGUGGAGAGGGCCGUGUCUGACACCAAAAAGGCUGUCAAGUACCAGAGCAAGGCGCGCCGGAAGAAGAUCAUGAUCAUCAUCUGCUGUGUGGUCCUGGGCAUUGUCAUUGCCUCUAUCUUUGGAGGGAUCUUUGGAUAGAAACUCCCCCACCUGCCUCUCCACUCUGGAUGGCCCAACUAAGGAAGCUCCUUGGCUGCUGACUCCCUGUGGCUCGGAGCCCCCUCCACACCCACCCUGCCCUGAGCCGUCAUGUGCAUGAUCUUCGUAACAGUGUGUGUCUGUACAAGAGGCCGAGGGGAGCCAGGCUAGGAAACAACCAGCGGGGCGGGGAUCAGGUCAGCAAGGGACAGACUCAGGCCCUGGCCCGGCUGCUUCACCCUUCCCAGGCAGAGCUGCCCAGGUAGCCAUGUUUCCCCUCCUCUGCCUUCAGUAAUUCCACUCUUGACCUGGGGUCUGCCUCUCCAUGCAUCAAGGCUCUCUGUACCCCAACCUUGCCUCCUGCUGACCCCACCAUCUAUCCUGUCCUCUCCAGCUGUCCCCCCUAAGCCCAGCCCCCUGAGGGGUGGGGAUCAGCUGGCCACAUGGUGCUGCUUUUCAGGUUAGGGGAGGAAUGGCCCUGAGAGACAGCCCAGCUCUAAGCCUCUAAUAGCCAGUCACUGCCAGGGAGGCUCAGGGUGCUGUGGCCAGGUAGCUUCUGGCUGUGUCAAGGCCAGACUCUCUCCCCUAUCUAGGGGCAGAGUCCAACAGGUCUUCGGCUGCCUCAACCUCCCCACAUUCCUAGAGCCCCAGGAGCAACCCCCCCCCCUCCCCUUGGCUAUGCCUGACCCCAGAUAACAUUCUGGAAGAGGCUGGCUGGUGCCUGGUCUCUAGCCACCCUUAGAGCCAGGGAGACAGAGCAGACCUGUCAGGCCAAGCCCACCGCCUGGGCCAGCCAUUCUCCCCAGCAGGCCUUAGCCGGGUCCUCAAGCCAUUGUGUGUUGCAUGUUUGGGACAGUAGUCCCCGCUCUUGUGCUCUGGGAAGUCAGAUGUUACUUCAGGCCUGCAGUCAUGUCCUGCCCUUGCUGUUCCCCACUGAUGUGCCACAUGAGUGUCAGGUGUCUUGGAUGCAGUAUUCAGCAGCCAGCCAGGAGGGGUACCUCCCUACCAUCUCGGGGCUUCUCAAGUCAGAAACAUGCCCUCACUUCAAGACCCCUCUCUUCCUUGUUGACAGGCAAGGAGUGUGCAUGCGAGUGCAUGCAAUAGGGGACGGGGCCAUGUCUGAGCCCCACCUUUCCUCAGCUUUGCUCCUGUCCAGUGACUGUGACCACUGUCCGCGUGUUGCCUUCUUUACCGACUUCCCUCCCCUCCUUUACCCCUUCACCAAAGGUCUUGGUACAACCAGCUGCCUGUUUUGUGAAAUUUUUAUGUAGAAUAAACAUUUGUAUCCGU
Messenger RNA from Myotis daubentonii (Daubenton's bat), 2785 nucleotides. RefSeq names its product syntaxin 1A (gene STX1A). Gene Ontology annotation, molecular function: SNARE binding; SNAP receptor activity. Lineage: Eukaryota; Metazoa; Chordata; Mammalia; Chiroptera; Vespertilionidae. Gene Ontology annotation, cellular component: endomembrane system; plasma membrane; SNARE complex. Gene Ontology annotation, biological process: vesicle fusion; intracellular protein transport; exocytosis. The record is from RefSeq and is a predicted model, not a curated record.